AUGAGUCGUGAGCUGCUUUUGCCUGCCUUACUGCUGCUCGUAUCGGUGAAGUACAGCGAUUCGGUCGAGUCCCGAUACUAUGCGACGGGAUCGGCAGAAUCCGGCAGUGUUCGAUACGAUGCACCGGACGACUGCAAAUACCGUGUGCUCCCCGAUAACGAUGUGGAUCUGAUAUGCAAUCUGCGAACGGUGAAUAGUGAGUUUGAUAAUACCAACUUCAGUGUUAUACCCGCGGAGCAUACGGCCGCACUGUCCAUCCUGUGUAACGAUGCAAUUUUGGCACGCAGCAAAUUGCAGCCAAAAUCUUUUGCUCAUCUGGUGCGACUCAAGCGGCUGUCGUUAGAAUUCUGCAAAAUUGCCAAGUUCUCCAGUGAGGUGCUCAUUGGGUUAGGAGAACUACGCAACUUCACCAUCCGUACGCACAACAUUAACUGGCCAGAACUGAGCCUCGAGAUUGAGCCUACCGCGUUCGGCCACACACGCGGUUUGGAGAUGCUUGACCUUAGCAUGAACAACAUCUGGUCGCUACCCGAUCAUCUCUUCUGUCCUCUCAAUGGGUUGCGAUCGCUGAACAUUAGUGGCAACCGAUUGCAAGACGUGAAUGAUCUCGGAUUCCGAGAGAUAAAGCACGGGAAGGAUGACGGCAACAUCACGGGUUCGGUGGCACCACCCAUCAGCUGCGCUUUGGACCUGGAGGACUUGGACGUGUCACGGAACCACUUUGUGCUACUGCCGGCGGCUGGUUUUGGUAUGCUUAAGCGCUUGAAGCUGCUGAAGAUUCAUGACAACGAAAUUUCCAUGGUUGGUGAUAAGGCACUGAACGGAUUGAAAGACUUGCAGGUUGUGGAUCUAAGUUCGAACAAAAUUGUUGCUUUGCCCACGGAUUUGUUCAAAGACCCGGCGCAAUCGAUUCAGGAAAUAUACUUGCAGAACAACUCGAUCAGCGUGCUGUCUCCGGGAUUGUUUUCCAAGCUAGAGCAACUGCAAGCAUUGGAUCUAUCGAUGAAUCAGCUAACGUCGGCCUGGGUGAAUCGAGAGACAUUCGCUGGGUUGAUUCGAUUGGUGCUGCUCAAUCUGUCGAAUAACAAAAUUACCAAACUAGAAUCGGAGAUUUUUUCGGAUCUCUACACACUACAGAUUCUCAAUCUGCGCCACAACCAGCUGGACAACAUUGCGGCGGACACGUUCUCGCCGAUGAACAAUUUGCACACUUUACUAUUAUCACACAACAAGAUCAAAUAUCUUGAUGCUUACUCGCUGAAUGGAUUAUACGCUCUGUCACUUCUGUCGCUGGACAAUAAUGCUCUCACGGGCGUGCACCCUGAAGCAUUCCGGAACUGCAGUUCACUGCAGGAUCUGAACCUGAACGGAAAUGAGCUAGCACAGGUGCCUUUGGCGCUAAAAGACAUGCGACUGUUACGGACGGUUGACCUCGGAGAAAACUCUAUCAGUGUCAUUGAAGAGCCUGGUUUCAGAGGAAUGAACAAUCUGUAUGGUCUGCGUUUGAUAAGCAACAAUAUCGAAAAUAUUACACGCAAAGCGUUCAAAGAUCUACCAAGUUUGCAAAUUUUAAACAUUGCGCGCAACAAAAUAUCUCAUAUCGAGAAGGGUGCUUUCGAGGCGGCUGUUAGCGUACAAGCUAUUCGACUAGAUGGCAAUCUACUGACCGACAUAGGUGGUUUAUUUACAAAUAUGCCAAGUCUCGUCUGGCUUAACAUAUCCGAUAAUCGGCUUGAGCGCUUCGACUACUCGCAGAUUCCUUCUCAUUUGCAAUGGCUCGAUCUACACAAGAAUGAGUUAACGGAGCUGACAAAUCGCUACGGCAUGGAUUCCCAGCUACACCUGCAAACACUCGACGCCAGCUUCAACCAACUGACCAGAGUGACGCCAGCAACCAUCCCCAACAGUAUUGAGUUUCUAUUUCUGAAUGAUAAUCUGAUAGUGCACUUAGAGCCCCACUGUUUCAUGCAGAAGACGAACCUCACCCGCGUAGAUUUGUACGCCAACCAGCUCACUGGAUUGGACAUCAAGGCGUUGCGGCUGCAACCCGUUCCGGAAGACAAGCAGCUCCCGGAAUUUUACAUCGGUGGCAAUCCAUUCGUCUGCGACUGCAACAUCGAUUGGUUGCAGAAGAUUAAUCACGUCACCUCACGUCAGUAUCCGACCAUCAACGACAUUGAGACAGUGUACUGCAAACUAAUGUACAACCGCGAACGCUCCUAUGUCGCGCUUAUAGAAGCUGAGCCAAAGCACUUUCUGUGCAGCUACAACACGCACUGUUUCGCUCUAUGCCAUUGUUGCGAGUUUGAUGCGUGUGACUGCGAAAUGACCUGUCCGAAUAACUGCCACUGCUAUCACGACAAUAGCUGGUCUACAAACAUUGUUGAUUGCUCAGCCGCUGGCUAUACCGAUAUCCCGAACAACAUCCCCAUGGAUACGACGGAGGUUUAUCUUGACGGCAAUAAUCUGGUUGAACUAUCUGGCCACAGUUUUAUCGGUCGCAAAAACUUGCGUGUUUUAUACGGCAACCACUCCAACAUCGCCAUGUUAUACAACACGACCUUCAUAGGAUUGCGCCGACUUAUAACACUACAUUUAGAGUUCAACGUUAUACAAAAAUUGUACGGCUACGAAUUUGGUGCUCUUGAGAGUCUUCGGGAGCUGUAUCUGCAGGGUAACCGGAUUUCGUACAUUGAAGAUCACACAUUCAGCGAGUUGCGGAAGUUGGAAGUGCUACGGUUGGAUGGAAACCGUAUAACUAGCUUCGAAGUUUGGCAGCUGGCAGCAAAUCCUUAUCUGGUGGAGAUCGCUCUCGCAAACAACGCAUGGACAUGUGAUUGCGGAUUUCUCAACAAGCUUCGUGUGUACCUGCAGUCUAACGCCGACAAGAUAGUGGACGCGAACGAAAUUUCCUGUGUUUACAACAACCUUACGAGUAUCUUGAAAGAAAAAAAUGGAACCAAAUGUACUUUCCGCGAAGGAAUGUCCUCGAUCGUACAUACACAGGAGAUAGAAGAUAUGCUGCCUCUACUAUUAGUUGCUACAUGUGCGUUCGUCGGGUUUUUUGGUUUAAUAUUCGGCUUGUUCUGUUACAGAAAGGAGUUGAAGGUAUGGGUUCAUUCAGGCUGCCUUGGUUCGUUGUGCUACAAGUCCGGUACGUUCGUGAAUGAAUACGACAAAGAUCGGCUCUAUGAUGCGUACAUAACGUACUCGCUACAGGACGAGCACUUCGUAAACCAAAUACUAGCAGCGACUCUCGAAAAUGAUGUUGGUUUCCGAUUGUGCCUGCACUACAGGGACUUUAACACAGGUUCCUUUCUCGCAGAUACGAUCGUCGAAGCGGUCGAGAGUUCCAAGCGUGCAGUUUUGGUGCUUUCCAAGAACUUUCUGUACAACGAGUGGACGCGGUUCGAGUUCAAGGGUGCCGUUCACGAGGUGCUGAAGCGCCGCAGAAAGCUGAUCAUCAUCUUGUACGGAGACCUUCCGCAACGUGAUCUCGACGCCGAUUUGCGUUUGUACCUGCGCACAAACACGUGCAUCGAGUGGGAUGACAAAAAGUUUUGGCAGAAGCUUCGCAUCGCAAUGCCGCAAGUAAAGAAGAGCAACUGUCUGAACAAACGGUCAGCGAUCAACAUUUACGCCACCGCAAAUGAAUACAACACGACUGGCCGGCGACGUCUUCCUCCUGGGUCAAUCGGGCCACCAGUCGCGGUCACCCGGCUAGAGCAGCACAGUUACGCCACAAUCGGCAACUGUCCGCGAAACUGUGAUAACUACGAUACGGUUAAUAAUUGUAAAUACAACACCACCCAGCAUCAACACACUCACCAACCGCCGGAAAGGCGAGUAAACGAGCUCGGGCAGAAGGCCGCUGAUCGGCAGCACGAGUACGCCAUUCCCUCCAGUUGUCUCCUGGACACGACAAACGAAGUGUACAGUACUAGUUGUGAUCGCGUCGCAAGUGAAACAUUCGAGUGCACUUCCAGCUCCAAGUAUUCGACGUCCUCCAGGGGCUCCAGUGAUUGUAGCCAUUCGAUUUCCUCUAUACACGACGUUUCGGGUGCUACCGCUGGUCAAUUGCCAAACGGGUCAUGUCCACCGAAUGGGCUGUCUACCACUAACUUUACGUACCAUCAUCCUACUAGCAGCAGUCGCAAACCCUCUAAUACCGGUGGUGGCAGAUCGACAAAGGAUGCCAGCGAGGCGAGUAACUCGAAUGCGAACAAUUUCAAUGAUAGAAGACUGCCACAGGCAAUGUGGGCAUAACGAUUACUUAAGAGUUUAAGGUUAGUUAAUUAUUCUUAUCGUUAAACGGUUGAAACGUUACCUUAGCAAUCUGUACCGUUGAAAUGGAAGAUUGAGAGUGUAUGAGUGAGAACGUACACGGCAAACGAGCGUGAGGCUAGAAAGAUUCCAGUAUCCCUAGAAGUUGUUGAAUAUUUUUGAGACACAGUUUAGUUUUUAUUCCUCUUGUUUGCGAUCGCUUUCUAUAGAGUGUUUACAAGUACUUUCAUGCACGACACCCAACAUUCAUUUUAUGACACCACAGGAGCAUUUACUUGCCAGAACAUAGAAGCAAUGAUUGUGACGCAUAGAAAGUGGAAACUGAAUCAAAAUCGAGCGGUUUGUUUUAAAAAGGAACAUUUGCGAGUUUCCUGCGAUCUGCCGAAUGACAGUAGUUCAUGCAGUGCCUUUAGCGGGAAUUGAAUUGCGAAAGAAUCCUUCUGGGUGCGAGGAAACGGCCACGAAACUGUUCCACGGUGAGUUAUAUCAAUAAUAUUUCCGUGCACAGUCUUAUCCACAAGAAAAAUGAGGGGUUGAUAUAAGACAACCAGUGAGCGUUUCAACAAACCGAUAAGGUAACAUUGUUCUAGUCACACCGAUUUAUCAGUUUCUCAGUUCCAGUUUAUCGAUAGUAAAACGAUACCUGUGAUUUGUAAUCCGAUUUUCAAGUUGCGAAAGAUGGAGAGCGUAGCUAUGGCAAGAUUCUCCAUACAAAAGUACUCCAACAAAACGCCGCUAAGAACCGGAAACACGGGAGGUAAAAUUACUUAAAUUUGAUGCAAACCCCACACACUGGUUGAUAUAGAUUCACCGAACAGAAAAAAAUCAUGUAGCCCACAAAAAAAGGGAUAUGCUGGAUCAGAAGAAUUACUUACGCACACAAAUCUCGCUCAUCCCAUUGGUUCCGACCCAAGGCCAAUUGUAUUGAGAUGGAAUUUUAAUCCAAGGUUACCGUUUCCGGGAUCGACGAAAUAAGCUGAAUUUCUGUUUCUGUUUUCUGCUCCAGCCAUGCACGAUCAUGAUAAAGAAAAACUGGCAAGUUCAACAAAUCUUUCCGCUUUCGUUUUUCUCUCACAUCCUCUUUAAGUGAUUUUUCUUGGAGAAUAUAGCGUGAGCAAGCCAGAAUGUGAACGAUCGCCACAUGGAUAAAAGCAAUUGGUUAAAGGUAAGUUUGUUGUGUUUAGAUUCAUUUUGAAUACCUCAAAGAAGCAAAGAAUGAACGAAGAGAAUGUAUAAGUAAUUACUAGCAUAUAAUAAGUGCCAGGCAGUGUAAAUAAUUAGGCUAUACACUAUUUUAUGGUAAUGGAAAGAGAAGGUCAAUAAUUUCAUCAACGAAUAAUUCUCCUCGAAGCAUUACAAUAGGUUCAGUUCAUAGCAUUGUACAUACAUUAGAACGCUAGAAUUGGUCUUCAUGCAAGCCACGGUUAUAACAUUUUUGAGUAUUAUGGUUUGUUUUUGCAACCAAAAAUAGCUACAUACGGAUACGAUGAUAUGGAACUACAAACAUAGCAUACGUACAGCGUAAGAAAACAAAAGGAACGUAUUGAAUAAAUCCAAAGCUAUAUAGCGAGGGUUUUAACAUUCUAAUCAAAUCAGAGUUGGUGCAGCACAAGACCAAACGGAAUUACAAUAUAACACAAAAAAGACAACAUUUCGACUACAAAAAAACGGAAAUUUACAAAAUAAAAAGAAAAACCAAUGGGCCAUAUGAAUCAUUACUAUACAGUUACAAUGAAUGCGAACUACUAACUAACUACCAUUACAAACUCGAUAAGCAAAAUAAAUAGUUCUAACGUCGCAUGGAAAUAUAAUUGCUAAAAGUUUGCACAUAAUUAGAAAGUUAUUAUUUGAAAUUUCACUUACACCCACGGUAACAUCACACGUGCAACAUCGAAAUGGUUAGAAAUCACUGACACGCAAACAGAAAUCGACACACUUGAAAUAGAAUAAACCAGGCGUUCUCAAAACCUAUCCAUCAUUACCAUCUAACAAAUCCAUUGCUAGAAAAUCUUUAAAAUUGACCUAAAAACGCUGACCUAUAAGCCGAAGAGCAA
This is a messenger RNA of Anopheles bellator, 6338 nucleotides long. RefSeq names its product toll-like receptor 6 (gene Toll-6). The transcript is spliced from 2 exons. Gene Ontology annotation, biological process: signal transduction. Lineage: Eukaryota; Metazoa; Arthropoda; Insecta; Diptera; Culicidae. Gene Ontology annotation, molecular function: protein binding. The record is from RefSeq and is a predicted model, not a curated record. Bases 1 to 4266 code for a protein of 1421 amino acids.